Penicillium angulare is the source of this 816-nucleotide messenger RNA. It is a transcript of the gene idi1, whose product is annotated as isopentenyl-diphosphate delta-isomerase IDI1. The record is from RefSeq and is a predicted model, not a curated record. The transcript has 3 exons. The coding region runs from base 1 to 816 and encodes 271 amino acids. Gene Ontology annotation, biological process: isopentenyl diphosphate biosynthetic process; isoprenoid biosynthetic process. Lineage: Eukaryota; Fungi; Ascomycota; Eurotiomycetes; Eurotiales; Aspergillaceae. Gene Ontology annotation, molecular function: isopentenyl-diphosphate delta-isomerase activity. Gene Ontology annotation, cellular component: cytoplasm.
AUGAGCGCAACAAUGACCGUGACCGCUCCGUCGGAGAUUACCGCGGACAACGUGGCGACCCUCUUCCCCGACGUUGACACUUCGCUGGCUCGGGAUAUCCUUCCCACCGCUAAUACCAACUCCACCCAAGAGGGAACUGAAUUGGAUGGAUAUGACGAUGAGCAGGUUCGCCUGAUGGAGGAGGUUUGCAUUGUGUUGGAUAAUAAUGACCGACCCAUCGGCAGCGCCAGUAAGAAGGCUUGCCAUUUGAUGACCAAUAUCGACAAGGGUCUCUUGCAUCGCGCUUUCUCCGUAUUCCUGUUCGACUCUAAUAAGCGCCUCCUGCUUCAACAGCGCGCCACCGAGAAAAUCACUUUCCCUGAUAUGUGGACCAACACCUGUUGCUCCCACCCACUUGGAAUCCCUGGCGAGACAGGUGCGGAGCUUGAUGCUGCCGUUCUGGGUGUGAAGCGUGCCGCGCAACGGAAACUCAACCACGAGUUGGGUAUUAAGGCCGAGCAGGUCCCCAUUGAGAACUUCGAAUUUUUUACCCGGAUUCACUAUAAAGCUCCCAGUGAUGGAAAAUGGGGAGAGCACGAGGUCGACUACAUCCUCUUUAUCCAGGCGGAUGUUGACCUGGAGCCGAGCCCCAAUGAGGUGCGGGAUACAUGCUACGUCUCAGCCGACGAGUUGAAGACGAUGUUCCAGCAACCUGAUCUGAAGUUCACCCCCUGGUUCAAGCUGAUUUGCAACUCGAUGCUAUUUGAAUGGUGGAGUCACCUGGGCACCCCUGCUUUGGAGCAAUACAAGGGCGAGAAGGAGAUUCGUCGGAUGUAA